This is a messenger RNA of Ilyonectria robusta, 303 nucleotides long. RefSeq lists its product as uncharacterized. NCBI's taxonomy places the organism in Eukaryota, Fungi, Ascomycota, Sordariomycetes, Hypocreales, Nectriaceae. The transcript has 4 exons. Bases 1 to 303 code for a protein of 100 amino acids. Gene Ontology annotation, biological process: iron-sulfur cluster assembly. The record is from RefSeq and is a predicted model, not a curated record. Gene Ontology annotation, cellular component: L-cysteine desulfurase complex; mitochondrion.
AUGUCCGUCGUUGGAACGUUAAAGGGCGACAUGCCGCAACAAGUACGAUCACUCUACCGCCAAUUAUUACGGCAAGGCGAGCAAUUCGCCGCCUACAACUUCCGCGAGUAUGCGAAGCGACGGACGAGAGAUGCAUUCCGGGAGAAUAUGACCGAGCAAGACCCCCGCAAGGUCCAGGAACUGGUUCAGAAGGGUCUCAAGGAUCUCCAGGGCCUGAAGCGGCAAACGGUCAUCAGCCAGUUCUACGAGUUUGAUCGCUUAGUUGUUGAGGGAUCGCUCUCGGCCAAGCAGAAACACAGCUAG